AGCAACCCCACAAUGGGAAACUCUCCUCCAAUUCUUGAGGAACCAAAAGAAACCAUCAACAACAACAAGAACAAAGAAAGGAAGCUAACCCUCCUGCCUCUUAUCUUCCUAAUCCAUUUCCAAACCUCUGGAGGCCCCUUUGGAGAAGAACCAGUCGUAAAGGCCACUGGACCACUCUUUGCCAUCCUUGGCUUCCUCAUCUUCCCUUUCAUCUGGUGUAUUCCACAAGCCCUCCUCACCGCCGAGCUUGCCACCGCCUUCCCCGGCAAUGGUGGUUAUAUCAUAUGGGCUUCUCAUGCUUUUGGUCCCUUUUGGGGCUUCCUCAUGGGGUCAUGGAAGUUCUCUAGUGGAGUUAUCAACAAUGCCUCCUACCCUCUCCUCUGCAUCGACUACUUGAAACUAUUGUUCCCUGUUAUUAACUCAGGCCUUCCUCGAUUUCUUGCCAUCUCCUCUGCCACCUUCAUCUUGUCUUUCUUUAACUACACUGGUGUAACAAUAUUUAAUUAUGCCACUGUAGCUUUAGGUACAGUCUCACUUACGCCAUUCCUUGUAAUGGCAGUGGCUUCCAUUCCCAAAAUCAAACCCCAACGUUGGAUCAGCUUGGGUCAGCCAGGGAUGAAAAAAGAUUGGAAUCUUUACUUCAAUACUCUCUUCUGGAACUUGAAUUAUUGGGACAAUGUGAGUACUUUGGCAGGAGAAGUUGAUCAGCCCCAAAAAACCUUCCCAAAAGCACUUCUCUCAGCUGGAAUCUUGACUUGUUUGGCCUACGUGAUCUCUCUUAUGUCCACAAUUGGGUCACUUGAAUUGAAUCAAGAGAGAUGGGAUGAUGGGUUCUUAGCAGAAGCUGCUGGUAUGAUAGCAGGUAAGUGGCUAAAAAUCUGGAUUGAAAUUGGUGUGGUAGUGUCUGCAAUUGGAGUCUUUGAAGCCCAAUUGAGCACUAGUUCAUUCCAGCUUCUGGGUAUGGCUGAUACAGGAUUCUUGCCACGAUGCUUCCAGUUGAGAUCGACAUGGUUUGAUACACCAUGGGUUGGGAUCUUAGUAUCAAGCCUUAUGACAUAUGCAGUUUCUUUCAUGGGCUUCACCAAUAUUAUAUCAGUGGCGAAUUUCUUGUAUGGUCUGGGGAUGUUAUUGGAGUUCUCUUCUUUUAUCUGGCUUAGAUGGAAGCAUCCCUUGUUGAAGAGACCUUUUAAGGUGCCAAUGGGAAUAAUAGGUUCAGUUAUGAUGUGUUUGGUUUCAACAGGGAUUUUGAUAUAUGUGAUGGCGAUUGUGAGUAAAGUGGUCUAUGUGGUGAGUGCUUCACUGACGCUUGCUGGGGUUGUUGGGUAUUUUCUCAUGAGGUUUUGCAAGUCUAAGAGGUGGCUUGAGUUUAACAAGGUUGAAGAUGAAGCUUGUGAACAGAUUGAAAGGACUAGUGACGAUGAGGGAACUGUUAUGUUAACUUUGUAGAAGUAGAAAUUUAGAGACAUAUUU
Macadamia integrifolia is the source of this 1470-nucleotide messenger RNA. RefSeq names its product probable polyamine transporter At3g13620. Gene Ontology annotation, cellular component: membrane. Gene Ontology annotation, molecular function: transmembrane transporter activity. Gene Ontology annotation, biological process: transmembrane transport. Lineage: Eukaryota; Viridiplantae; Streptophyta; Magnoliopsida; Proteales; Proteaceae. The transcript has a single exon. The record is from RefSeq and is a predicted model, not a curated record. The coding region runs from base 13 to 1446 and encodes 477 amino acids.